CCGGUAGAAAAAAAGAAAUCAAAUAAUGGUGUUGUGUGUGACAAUUUACAAGAAUCACCAGUCACCAGCAACGCAGCUUAGGGAGAGGGCUGAGAGCAUUGUGUUGGAGGACAACGAAGAGGAGCCGUUUAAGGUGGUUCGUGAGUUUGAGGACUAUGCCUUCAUGAGCAUUGUUGGGUGGCACCUGUUUGAGCUGAUUGGGAGUCGUGCUUCUGCAGGGGAGGAUCGUGAUACUGAUCCGUUGUAUCCUUAUUCGCUGGUGACGGGCGACAGGGUAGGUAGCGUAGCAACUACAAGAAAUACCACGGCAGCAGCUGCGGCAGCAGCUGCGGCAGGAGCAGCAGGAGACUCGAGAAAAGAGCUUGGGCAGCAGCUAUUUGAAGCCAUGAAGGAUUUUGUUUUGGCUCAGAGGGAAUCUGCCCGGGGGAGCCACAGCUACUUGAAUACUAUUGGAAGAUAUGAUAAUAUCAGAGUGGGCCUGGCGAAGAUGACAAGUCGGCACAACAACUCAAAACACGCCAUCACCUUCACCAAGAUUCAAAUUUCAUUACUUGUUCGUUUCGCGCUAGCUGUUAUUCGUCUGGUACACCGC
Molecule: messenger RNA, 592 nt
Organism: Sphaeroforma arctica JP610
Lineage: Eukaryota; Ichthyosporea; Ichthyophonida
Exons: 1
Source: RefSeq, a predicted model, not a curated record